ACUGAAACUUUAAUCGGGUGCAUGAAUCUCGCCAACUCCUUCCUCAAGAAAAGAAAAGACUGCAACUUGAAAUAUUUACAAAGAAAGGAACCAUCCCCAUCCACAACAGGUCAGCUCCCGAAUGUCUCCAUCCACCUCGAGCACGAAGCCGUCGGUCUUGAUCUUGGGCGGGUUGCAAGACGGUCAUGCUCGCGCCCUGCUGGCUUUUCUCGUCCCCUCAAUAGCAGAUCCUGCCCAACAAUCAGCCAGACACAUCAGGUUGGUUGACAAGUACCUCUGUUUGCCCCAGGAUGACGCUUAUACUACAUACAUGGAUUCAGAAUGUCAAAAAAUCUUGAAAGCAGGAGAAUCGAUCGGGGUGGAAUAUUUGCAAGCCAAUCUAUUAGUAGCGAGUUCACGAAGCAAAGCGUUCACGUUACCGGAGCAGUAUCGCACCAAGACCGGAGGAGGGGGAUCGGAGACGUACGACUAUGUGUUUGAUUUCACCGGGGAGACAGACUAUAAUGCGGAGGAGGGUGUGCACGUUGAGCGCACGGGUCGACUGCUACCCGAGCUCGGCCGGGUGGCUGCCGCGAUGGGCGUCAAGGCCUACAUCCGCGAGCUACCGGCGCUCUACCACAGUGAUAACAAGAAACCACUCAAGGAGGGCGAGGGAAAACCGUUUAGUAUGCGGUCCAAAUGGGUGCAUGAGGGUGUACGUGCCAUGGCUGCUCUGCCCGAUCUCAAUAUUGUCGUCGCUCGUCCGGCUCUACUGUAUGGACCAUAUGCGGUUGACGGAUAUGCCCCGCGGUUAUUGAUCGGUGAGAUUUACAAGUACAUCGGCGAACGAAUGGAGCAUUUAUGGUCAUCAGAUCUCCGCCUCCACACGAUCCACACCCACGACUUUGCGGCGGGACUAUGGGCGCUAGCGGGCUGGAUGUCCGGGCUAGGCCGAGCGGCGGCGGAGGCGCAUGCAAAUCCAAUCCCCUGUCUGCUGCCGAACGCGGAAGAGCUGCCCGCGGGGAUGCCCGCCCGGGACCAGGUCGUCAAGGCCCCCUUCUUUAACCUCGUCGACGACGGCGAUACUACGCAGGGCUUGAUGGCUAGCCUUGCCGAGAAAGUCGUCGGCGUCAAGGUCGGCUUCUAUAACAAAGUCGUCUGUCAAUUCGCUAAGUUGAACAUGAUCGAUGUGAUUGAGGAUGUCAACGAGAAACACUGCGAGCCAUGGCCGGAGAUGUUGUCGAAAUCAACUCCACCGAUCACCAACACGCCUUUCACGCCGAACCUCCCACGGGCACUGUUGACGAAGAAUCACAUUGCAUUUGACGGGACGAAGGUCAAGGAGGUAGUCGGAUUCAAGUUGAAGUUCCCAUCGAUGACCGAAGAGGCCAUCCGGGACCAGAUCCAAAAAUUUAUCCAGGAUGGUGUCUGGCCUAAUGCUCCCCCUAAAAAAUCUUCCUCCUAAACCCCAGCUUCUUUCAUAUUUCUUUUUUUUCCCUAUUCUGCCUCUCUUUUCUACUGAUUUUUGUGAUUGUCCUUGCUACUGCUGUUGUUGUUGUUGUAAAAUCGUUUUAUUUUGGGCUUUUUCUCUCAGCUUACUGAAUUAAAUUAUUCUUAUUUAUGAUGAUGAUUUGUUUUACCAUACAAUCACUUCACUAGUCUCUAAUUCUCUCUGAUCAUUAUCCUUCUCUCUACUCGUCUCAUCCUCUCCAACUUAUGCUCAAAAUCAAGUAAACUGAUAGUCUUGUAAGGAACCAAUUGAUACAAGAACUUGACAGGUACAUAUACACAGACAGAAUCUCUUCCUUUCAUUCUGGUACAGUGGCCUAUCAUGCAUUUGUGCUCAGCUGUUUUUCCCAAUGUUGCAUUCCAGUGAAUGGUUGUGCAAGAGAAACAAGCU
Messenger RNA from Puccinia graminis f. sp. tritici CRL 75-36-700-3, 1879 nucleotides. RefSeq lists its product as uncharacterized. The coding region runs from base 122 to 1444 and encodes 440 amino acids. The transcript has 10 exons. NCBI's taxonomy places the organism in Eukaryota, Fungi, Basidiomycota, Pucciniomycetes, Pucciniales, Pucciniaceae. The record is from RefSeq and is a predicted model, not a curated record.